AUGAUUGCAUAUGUAUGUGUAUAUUUACCACUAAUAUUAUCAUUAUAUAUCUAUCUAUCUAUCUAUCUAUCUAUCUAUCUAUCUAUCUAUCUAUCUAGGCCUAACUAUUGCCCACCAGUUUCUCAUACCGAAGCAGCUUUCUUUCAUGAGUCUCUUCAAUCCCUUCUUCCCAUGCCACUGUCAGCACGCCAAGCAACAGAUGUUGCUUCUCAAGAUCAACACAUGAUCUGGUCUGCUCUUGAGUCAUCCGACCUGGUCUUCUGCCUUGUGUCAGUCACACCUUCCUUUGCAAGGUAUACCAGCCAUCCUGUAGCGUCUUCGGGUAGGAUGACAGUAUGUGACGCAUGUCUCCACACAACCGGCAGGAGAUCGAGUCCUGCAUUCCCCAUCUCUUCAAAUUUGCCGGUGAUGCCGCCACAUCAUAUGCUACCCUCCGCACUAAACGUCUCUCUUCGAGCUACCGAACCCCCUGUUCCUGUAACUUGCGUUGCUCCUGUUCACUGGACUCUGACCAGAAUCCCUCACUCUCAACUAGACCAUGUCCAUCCUUCCAGCCUUCCUCUUUUCUUUCUUCUUUGCUCUUAUCCUUUCUUUCUUUCUUUCUUUCUUUCUUGCUUUUAUCUUUGCUUUCUUCCUUCCUUCCUUUUUUUUACUUCCUUUGCCUCCCCAGCUGAGGGUGAGCUCGGAAAACGAGAGGAGAGGACUAUCUAUCUAUCUAUCUAUCUAUCUAUCUAUCUAUCUAUCUAUCUAGCCAUUAAAAUCUUUGUGUCUAUCUAUUCAUUUAACUUUUUUUAUGUAAAAUUGUAUGUUUCUUUCCUCUGUCUACACAUAUUGCACAUGAAUAGAAAUCAUAUAUUACCAAUGGAAUAUUAG
Molecule: messenger RNA, 873 nt
Organism: Acanthosepion pharaonis
Lineage: Eukaryota; Metazoa; Mollusca; Cephalopoda; Sepiida; Sepiidae
Source: the annotation of a GenBank genome assembly